AUGGCGCUGAAGAGCCCCCGACGAGGGAAUACCACCGAGUGCCACUACUGGGGCUAUUCCUUUCACUGGACGGACCUCCAUCGAUCGGCAGAGGAGUUGCAUCCGAUGAUCCAGACAUUCGAUAAACUGGCGGAUGACUGUGUGCAAAUCCUGAAUAAGAUUCCUACCAGCGAUGGUGAAGAUAAGCCGUACAAGAAGGAUUUAUAUGGGCUGUUGAAGGGGCAUGCCGAGGAGGAUCCCAAACUCAAACAGUUGUGGGAUGAAGUCAAUACGGUUCCUGAAUGGGUGGAUUGGGAGCAGAUCCAAAGAGGGCAGGAUGUUUUCUUUCGCUAUGGUGUUCCUAUCUUGAAUGUGCUUGGGUUUGAGAGUCUACUUGGUGGAAUGGGCGCCAUGCGAGUUGUAGAAACCCUCGCCCGGACUGGUGGUUUCGGCGCCAAAGUCGUCCGACGACGACUUCUCGAAACCCUUCAACAUGUUCUUCAGGUCAACAGUUCAGCAGAGGGAAUGAAACCAGGCGGCGAGGGCAACGUCUCCUCAGUCCGUGUACGACUGCUUCACGCAUCCGUGCGGUUGAGGAUCUUGAGUCUGGUAGAACAAAAGCCAGACUACUACGACGUCGCCAAAUACGGUACGCCGGUCAAUGACCUCGAUUGCAUCGGAACCAUCAACACUUUCUGCUGCUCGGUAGUUUGGCUCGGGCUACCUCGUCAGGGAAUCUAUCUCAGUCAGCAGGAGAUUGAAGAUUAUAUCUCACUCUGGCGCCUCGUCGCUUACUACAUGGGGACACCAACGGAGCCGUUCGAAAGUACAGCCAAAGCCCGAGCAAUGAUGGAGUCGCUAUUGAUUUCCGAAAUUGAUCCCACCGAUGUUGGGAAGAUUCUGGCUAAGAACAUCAUCAUCGGUUUGGAAAAUACCGCGCCAUCUUAUGCCUCGAAGGAGUUCCUCGAAGCGAUGAGCCGCCUCCUCAAUGGCGAUCAGCUUGCGGAUGAACUCGACAUCCCGCGAUCCAGCUUAUACUACCGGAUCAUCCUAUGGGGUUAUUGCUUCUGGGUGAGACUGGUAUCAACCAUCAUACCCAGAAUCUACUUUAUGGAUCGGUUCAUGAUCAACAUGCGACGCAAAUAUUUCUACAAGAUGCUUAUGAAUGAAAAGCUCGGUCUUGGAGGCGAAAGCCGCUUCGAGUUCAAAUAUAUGCCCACACUCACACGCACAACGCGCCUGGGGCAACGACGCACGACCAAAUUUGAAAGCCCCGGACUCGAGAGUCUAGGACACCUAGGGCUGAUGACAGCUUUCGGCGCAGUAGUCACUCUAGGCAUAGCACUAGCCUUCGCUGCAAAACUGAUCCCGUCCGACCAGCUUUUGCACGCCAUGCGUGCCGCCAUCAUGCGCCCAGAUGAUGGCCUACUACCCCCGUUCCUGGGGGCUCUCCAGGCGUGCGUCUCGGUACUACUGACCAUGUGCUAUGGAGUUGCCGCGCGAAGACUAAGUCUGAUACACGAUGCCACCAUCAACGAUAUGUCCGCGUUAGGUGUCAAGCUCUUCUUGCCGGCUCUUAUUGUUGUAAAUCUAGGUAGCGAGCUUCACAUCGGGACGGCAUUGAAUUAUAUUCCAGUCCUAGCGUGGUCAUUCAUUUAUACCAUCGCAUCCAUCGGCCUGUCUCAUGUAUUAGCUCGGCUUUUCCGACUACCCCAAUGGGUCGCUCCAGCAUCGACAUUCAACAACACCUCCUCCCUCCCCCUCUUACUCCUCCAAUCCCUCGACAGCGUAGGCUCUCUACGCCUCAUCCUCCGCGGCGACGAAAGCACAGCCGAGGCAAUCGAACGAGCACAGAGCUACUUCCUCAUCUGCGCAGUCGUUAGCAAAACCAUCGCCUACGUCGUCGGUCCACGGAUGCUCCACGAUGGCGAGAACGCAGAAGAUCAUCUAGCUAGUACUGAAGAACAGCAUCAGCCCGCCUGCGAAGACGAAUGCUUGACCGAAACCACCUCCCUGCUCCCCCAGCGCGCACAGAAUGCCAAGCAGGCAGUUGGAAGGCGCGUCCGCUCGUGGACCAAGUGGCUUGUCUCAGUCUUCCCACACCGUGUGCGAGAAGAGCUCAUGGCACCCUUUGAGCAUCCAUUCGCCGGCGUAGCGAUCUGCUGCACUCUCGUCGGUGCGUUAUUGGGCCUAGUCCCCGCACUGCACCGGGCAUUUUUCUUCCGCGACGAGGAUGGCGGGUAUCUCCAGGCAUGGCUGACGACGAGCGUGCGCAAUAUUGGCCGGCUCUUCACGACGCUUCAGAUCUUCCUGGUUGGGUGUAAACUCGGGGUAACCUUUGAGCGGAUGAUGGCCAGGAGCGAGGCGGGCGACGACUCGAGUCGCAUUCCUAUCAGGGCCAUGACGACAAUUUUCGUAGUACGGUUGGUGGCCUGGCCGGCAGUCAGUAUUCCAUUGAUAUAUGGGCUGGCGAAGCAUACGAAGCUUCUCGGAGACGAUCCUAUUCUUUGGUUCAGCAUGAUGCUGAUGCCGGCCGGGCCGCCGGCGCUGGUGAUUUCUGGGCUGGCGGAGGUAGCGCAGGCAUCGGAAACGGAGAAGAUGGCUAUUGCGAAGACAUUGACAGUAAUGUAUGCGCUGUCGCCGUUCAUAUGUUUUACGAUCACGGGCGCACUCAAGGCUUCCGAGGCGGUGUUGAAGGAAAGGUCUUGA
Penicillium daleae is the source of this 2688-nucleotide messenger RNA. RefSeq names its product oxygenase MpaB family protein. NCBI's taxonomy places the organism in Eukaryota, Fungi, Ascomycota, Eurotiomycetes, Eurotiales, Aspergillaceae. Gene Ontology annotation, cellular component: membrane. The coding region runs from base 1 to 2688 and encodes 895 amino acids. The record is from RefSeq and is a predicted model, not a curated record. Gene Ontology annotation, biological process: transmembrane transport. The transcript has 7 exons. Gene Ontology annotation, molecular function: oxidoreductase activity.